AUGGAUUACAGGCAAUAUGGAUAUAAUCAAGAUCCAAAACUUGCAGGCCCUUCCGUCCAUCCCAUCCCGACACCCACAGUCCAACCUCAAUACCAAACACUUGCACCAUCUACAACAUGGCGCAGAGGAGCCUUCCGCAGAUUCCCCUGGCCGGGCUUCUUAGCUCUGGUUGCCGCUUUGUUAUCAGCAAUUGGUAUGGUGGUCGUUCUUGUCCUUUCGAACAAUAAGCCCGUGUCGCAGUGGAAGAUUUCCCCUGCUGUCUACUUGGCUAUCGAGUCCACUAUUGCGAAUAUACUCCUAGCUUAUGCGCUCUCGGAGGGGACGACAGUUGCAUGGUGGGUUAAGUCCAUGAAGCCCGGUUCACACGUCUCGGACCUACACAACAUAUGGGCUUAUGGCACAAGUAUCAAACAAGCACUUUUCUCCGGUAGAGGCUUCAAUCUGAUUGCGUUGGCUUGCAUCACGGCGGCACUUGCGCCCAUCAAUGGUCCUCUUCUGCAACGAGCCUCAACCAUCUCCACGCUGGCCGUAAACAAACCCACUACUCUAACCGUUCUCGCCGCUCAGGAAUUCCCUCUCGGAUACACCGGUACAGUCACUGGUCGCGCCCAUACGGUCGGAUUUGUGACCUCCAAUUUCAGCUCUGUGGUCCAGGACUACGUAUUGAAGAAACCGAUCAAUAUAACCCAGAGCGGGUGUGAGGGACGUUGCUCUGGCGUCAUGCAGGCAGCUGGGUACGCCAUCAACUGCUCGUACUCGAUUCUGCAAUAUAAUCUCUCAUCUUCCCUAGCUAUCAACCCAGACCGGACUACCAAUGAUGCCGUUUUUAGCGGAACGAAUGUCUUUUCUACGAACUUCACCUACUACGAGAUGACCAGAAACCCGACUAUCAAUUAUAGCUCAGUACACAAAACAGAUGGGGAAUGCGCGGGCGACUUGCAUCUUGCUCAGUGUACCCUGACGCCAGCCCUCCUACAAUACAACGUCAUCCUCGAUAACGACACCAUCAGCCUUGAUCCCAAAUAUACGUACAAAGAUGACCGCCUCGUUAAAUACACGCCAUCAUUUGGCAACGACGCACAAGGGCCGUCGACACACGGAGGAAUGUAUCUCGCGUUAAGCACCAUGUUCAAUUCCCAGGUACGGCUGUCCUUCGGGGGGGCAGUAGGAUAUAUACUCGGAACGAGCGGAGCGCCAGCACUGCAAUAUGCAGUCACGGGCUUAACCGUCGGAAUGACCUGUCCAACAUACUGGAGCGAUCCUACAGACGACAUGUUAUCCACAGCCCGCGAACUCGCCUUCCGCGUCGCCAUCCACGCAGCCAACUCCACUAACGCAACGAAUACUCAAACCAUCUCUGCGACCUCCGUUGACGUCCUCACUGUCUACGUAUCCCACUACCUUUACCUCGGUCUCGCGGUCUUCUUCACCCUCCUCUCGACGCUCUGUAUCGCUCCCACAUUCUUCGGGUGGUGGGCGCUCGGCCGCAAGGUAUCGCUGUCUCCGAUUGAGAUUGCUAAGGCUUUUGAUGCGCCAAUCCUUAGCAACUCGUUAGAUUCAAACCUCGAUGCGGACGAUUUGCUGAAGGAAGUAGGGGAUAGGCCGGUGAGGUAUGGUGCACUUGGCGAACAGGUUUAUGCCCAUAAUGGCGUUUUAGUUGGUAGGACGGGGGAGAAGUUGGUUAUGGGGGAGCCAGGAAGGGUGCAUGAGGCUGCUGAGGGGAGAACUUAUGGUGGUUAG
Molecule: messenger RNA, 1740 nt
Organism: Venustampulla echinocandica
Lineage: Eukaryota; Fungi; Ascomycota; Leotiomycetes; Helotiales; Pleuroascaceae
Exons: 1
Coding region: 1-1740 (579 amino acids)
Source: RefSeq, a predicted model, not a curated record